UUAAGCUGCGACGGAAGACUGACGAGACCUUUUAACCAGAAGAAACAUUCCAACAUGACCUCCAAUUCCAGUUUAUCCAGUAUGCGACGGCUCGUGGAGCAGCUGAAGCUGGAGGCCAGCGUGGAGAGGAUAAAGGUGUCGCAGGCUGCUGCGGAGUUGCAGCAGUUUUGUCUGCAGAAUGCAGGCAGGGACGCUCUGCUGGUGGGCGUCCCUGCAGGAAGCAACCCCUUCCGAGAGCCACGAUCCUGCACGGUGGUGUGAAGUCCGCCGGCGAGGAACAUCGCUCACUCAUAAGGGACGUACGUCGAGCAGCAUCAGAAGCGUCACGUGGAAUCUUUAGGAGAAAAACAAAACUACCAGUAAAAGAACGCAAAAGAUACGCACUGAAAGUUUGUUGACUGUUUUUUUAAACAUAUAAAAUCAUUAAAAUAGUCCAUAAAUA
This is a messenger RNA of Syngnathus typhle (broad-nosed pipefish), 442 nucleotides long. RefSeq names its product guanine nucleotide binding protein (G protein), gamma 10 (gene gng10). Bases 55 to 261 code for a protein of 68 amino acids. Gene Ontology annotation, cellular component: heterotrimeric G-protein complex. Gene Ontology annotation, molecular function: G-protein beta-subunit binding. Gene Ontology annotation, biological process: G protein-coupled receptor signaling pathway. The transcript is spliced from 2 exons. Lineage: Eukaryota; Metazoa; Chordata; Actinopteri; Syngnathiformes; Syngnathidae. The record is from RefSeq and is a predicted model, not a curated record.